Molecule: messenger RNA, 2196 nt
Organism: Zasmidium cellare ATCC 36951
Lineage: Eukaryota; Fungi; Ascomycota; Dothideomycetes; Mycosphaerellales; Mycosphaerellaceae
Exons: 5
Coding region: 1-2196 (731 amino acids)
Biological process (GO): regulation of transcription by RNA polymerase II
Cellular component (GO): nucleus
Source: RefSeq, a predicted model, not a curated record
AUGGCUCAAUUCGGCAGCGAUGGCUACAACUAUUAUUCGGGCCAGGGCUUUCAAGGCUUCGACCCAAACCUCAUGCCAGACUUCAACAAUAUGGCGGCGCAGCAGCAGCCUUUCACGCAUAGGGCUUCCGACCCGCUGGCAUAUAUGCACAUGCAGUACAACGAGCUUGCCCGUGCGGGUCGGGAUAUGCCAGUUCACCACCUCACCAAGCCUGAAGACAAUAUGCCAUGGAAUGGCCAAUUUCGGGAUGGCGUGCAGCAACAACAUCAGCAGUUUGAUCCGCGUGCGUGGCAAGGCAACGUAAACGAGCGAGGGGCGAAAACCGAGCCCGUGCCAAAUCAACAGACCUAUAUCGGACGGAUUGGCUCUCAAAAAAGCUCUGAUGUUUCCGAUUCAGCCUACGCGUCCUUGCCCACGUCCAGCGUACCUGUGGAGAACUACAAUUCGAACAAGCAAGAACUAGAGCAGGACUUCCAAUCGCCCUGCUUCGACACACUCAAAUCUGAACACGGCAGCGAGGUUCAUCUAGCAAUCAGUGCACCGGAUCCGCCUCGAAGUGUCAAGUCCGAGGGACAUCACUUGACGAGAGACAGCAGGAGAAGGGUACAACUGGUACCAUGUUCGUGGUGUGGUAAACAACCCAAAAAUCUCUCAGACGCAAAGAAGCACUCGCUCACGCACGUCAAACCCCAUCUUUGCGAAGAACCAAAUUGCGAGCGCACAAAGGGGUUUGCUACGAUUAACGAUCUGGAACGACACAAGAAGAGUGUACACAGUCUUCUGCCGUCUGUUGGUUCGGCGGCAGGUUAUAUCUGCGCGGCGUGCCCGGUGCCUGACGGUGGUAGCCAAAGGAAGUUUUGGCCUCGAAGGGAUAACUUCAAGGCGCAUAUCAAGCGCAAGCAUCCCAAAUACCACGAAGGCCAGCUGAUUGAGGCAUCAAAACACGAUAGGAGACCAGACGACGCUCGUACAGUAGAAGAAGACAACAAGUCCGUUCGCUCAGCGAUGCAAUCUUCCCGUCGUUCACAAGGCGACUACAACGAGCCUCAAAAAUACCAGAUGUCCCCUAACCUAUCUCGUACUAUCCCUGAUCAGCCUGACUUCGGGAACAACAUCUUUCCGGACUCUGCCAUCGACAUGCAACAGGACAACUUCGCUGGUAUGGGCGAGCAUGCUACAGACUCGAGUAUGACUUUUCCACAAUAUUCUAUGGGCUCAACAGAUUCAACUGCUGCUGAUGGGUUUGAUCUACUUUCCAACAACAACAGCAGCAGCUGUAGUGGCUUUAGCAUGUCGACAUCGCCGUCCAAGAAACCGAAACUCAACCGAGAGACACUCCCAUACAGACACAACCCCAAUCCCGUCUUCCAGAUCACGGGCCCGGAGCACAGCACAGUAUCUUUUGCUAGCAAUACGCAAUCUACAGCAGCAUCGUCCACCGUCCAGGGCGAAUUCAAAUGCCCCAAAUGCGACAAAGUCAAGCGACGGGACUGCGAUCUGAAAAAACACAUGAAACGCCACACGCGCCCCUACGGCUGCACAUUCCCCUCGUGCCACAAGAAAUUCGGCUCCCGCAACGACUGGAAACGCCACGAAAGCUCCCAGCACUUCCUCCACGAAAUGUACAAAUGCGAAGCCCCCCGCCACGACGGCACGCCCUGCACCCGUCGCCCGUUCCGCGAUAUCGAAGCUCUGAAGAAACAUCUCCGCGGCGACGAUCACCGUCUGCAGUGCACCGACGACGAGAUCCUCGCAGAGUGCAAACGAUACCUUCUCGGUCGCGAGGGUCAUGAGAGGUUCUGGUGCGGCUUCUGCCAGCGCCUCGUGUCGCAAGAGAAGGCUCUGCAGAAUGCUUGGGACGCGCGGUUCAAGCAUAUCGGGGAUCACUUCGAUAAGGAGGGCAAGGAUAGUGGGGAUUGGGUGUGUAUUGAGGAGAAUAAAGCGAAGAGGUUCAUCGUUCCGGUGGAGGAUGGGAAGGGGAAUGGGAAGAGGAGGGGGAGUUAUCGGAAGGAUGGGGAGCAAGAGGAGGAGGCGGAGUUGCCGGUUUUCAAUCCGACGGGUGGGAGUGGGUUUGGGGGGAUGGGGGAGUAUGAGCGGGGAUUUGUUGGGUUUGUUGGGGAGCGUCAAGGGCUGAAGAGGAAGUGUUCGGCUAUGGAGCUUGAUGCGGAUGGGGAGAGUGAUUAUGAGAUGAAUUGA